UCCGUGGUCCGUCGGGGUCCAUUAUGUUUCAAACCAGGCUCUUCCCGUGACAGGAGCUUGUUUUGACGAUUGAGGCCUCCUCGCUGCUCGCGGCCUGCUUGGCCUUCAAAACGUCUGUUUCUGUCCACCCCCCUGCGAUUUGUUUCCCUCGUUGAAACCCGUGCGAAUCAUCCAUCCCAAUCACUCCGGAAGCCCGCAGGACGCACGAGGCUGGGCCCACCAGCGGGAGCGAUCCACGGCUUGUACGACAAGUUCCUGUCGAUCGCCGCCGUGGUCCCCGGCCAAUGACAGCCCAUCCUGCCCAGCUGUCGAGACCUGCUCGGAGGACCCCCUGACCCAUCCGCCAUGGCUCUCACGCCGCCCGAGUCGUCACGUCUCUCCGAGCUUCCCAUCGUCCUGCUCCCCGAUGCCGACACCGACAUCAUGGGUCCCGACCCCGCCCCCGGCUCGGAGCCCGAGCCGGACGUUGGUACUCGACCGGGGCCAGAGGAACCACCGCCGCCUCCCGCACCGCAACACCCGAUCCCGUCCAUGCAGCAAGCCUUUGCCGAGUCGCUGGCUGAGGCUACGCAGAGCCACGCCGCGGCGAAGCCUAAGUUACGUACCGGCGAUGCCAAAGCCAGGCGAGAGGAGUUACUCGACGGCGAGAGGUUGGACCCGCACCCGACCGCCCUGUGGCGCCGCCGGCCGGGCCAGAAGACCCAUGAGCUUUGCAGGCUACUGGCACAAAUCUCGUUCGGCGUGUACCUCCUCCUGAACGGCAUGGCCAACAGCCAGAUUCUGGUUGUCUCCAUCCUGCAGGGGCACAUCAACGAGGUGGACGAGUUCCUGGAGACGACGCUGGAAGACAUGGAUCUGGCCACCCGGGACAUGGAGGGCCGCAUCAAGCACUUGAAGCUGCCCAUGGAUAACAUAGACGUCUUCGAGCGGAUGCUGGAGGACCGAAACUUCCGCUUGCAGAUCCUAGAUGGCAACCAGAAAAUCGAGCACAUCUUGGCUCGCACGGAGGUUGCCCUGAAGCAGACGAUGAACGACAUCUCCGAGGGCCUCACGGCGACCAGGGAAUUCACCAUCUACCUGGCGGAGCAGCAGCACGGUGCCUGGCGGCGGGAGCGCCCCGAUGUGAUCGACAUCUUUGACGCCAUGAAGGGGAACACCGAUGGCUGGUUCAAUGCGUUCAUGGACUUGCAAGCGAAAGGGAGCUCUCUCAACGCUUUGAUGGUCAGGCUGGCCGACAUCGUUUCUGAAAUGGAGCGGAGGGCAGGCGAGGUGAGCCGCAAGACUCAGUCCAGUGUACAGCCCCACACGUCUCCUUCACAUAGCCCACAACCGUCAGAUGCAUCUUCGGUCACGACUCCGCCGGCGUCUCCACCGAGAAAGAUUCCGAGCUCGCCUCCGCGACUCUCGUUACGGCUGAGCACACUUAACACGGUCGACUUGUCGAUCGACAGCGACCCCCGACCAGUGGCGGCGCAAGACGCAGCGGCCGAGCAGCGAAGCGGAGAUGAGGCGACGCCGCGAUCCCCGCUUAUGGUGACUUCAAGGUCACCACCACCUCCCGAGUCACCACCCGAGUCGCCCUUCUCCAGUGAGCAGCCCCCGCAGUCGCCGCCUGCUCGUAAUCCCCGGCGGCUUUCCAAAAGACCAUCGGCGCUGCUAGAUCUGCCUAAGCUUGAAACUCCGCAAGAACGUGACGAGGAGGAGGACGAGGAGGGUACUCUGUAUAUUUUGCAACCUAGGACCUACACACCGCAACUGCCGUCACCACAGCCGUCGCCGCGCAUCGUUGACGAGCGGCCCCAGCCUCAGAUCGAUGCCCCGAAAUCCAGCGUGGGAUCUUCAGCAUCUUCAAUCGAAUCUGCGGCGCAACUGACGAUCGAACACGCGAAGCCCCGAGUCGAGCAGGUGUUUUCGAAGCAACAGGCGCAUCGGCCGAAAGUCGUCGAGAUUGGUGCGAAGACGAACGCGAAGGCGACUCCACGGCUGAGCCAACCGCCUAAUUUCGAGCCGACGUCCGGGCCGGACCCGGCCCAGGCCCCGGAGCUUGUCGUACCGCAAGACCCCGAGGUGGCGGGGAGACAAAGGAGUUCCCUCAGGCAACGCAUCUCACUGAAGACAACGCCCCCUGAAUCCAUCCAAGUCCUGCCCCACAAUGCUGUCGAUUCGCAACAGCCGUUACACGCAGUCCCUCGAGCUUACCAAGCGCCAGAUUCCGCUUAUGGGUCCGAUGUGGAGCGACCGCCGGAGAACUCGAUGGCUUCGAUGAACUCCUCGCUGCCGGAUUUCUCGCCUCCCUUCGUCCAUCCUGGAAUGAUUCCCUCGCCGCAUUCUGAAAAGCAGUUCUUCCGUCCAGUGCAGGCCAGUCCGUACUCGCCGCUGCAGCAGCGGCCGCACACGUCUGGCACCGUUGGUCCUCACCACUUCCCGCCACCACCGAGAAACAUUCCCUCGGCGAUGGGGAGGAGUAUGAUGAGCAGUGGGGCAUCAAUGACCAAUCAGACGGUCGGUGGAAAGUCGGUGAAGAAGAAGCGCAGCGCUUUCGGCUGGCUGAAGAAGGCCUUCUCCCUGGACGAAGAGGAGCGGGCUGCGUUCGAACGGAGGAAGACAGAGCAGCAGGUCAACCCGUAUUACGAAGCCCGGAGCCAGCAGUUUUUGGACGGCAAACGCAUUCGGCCGCGCCCGGCCUACUAGGAGGAGCUGGGCGGUCUUGUCGUACAGCGAACGUUCCUCCAACUCGAGGCACCGAAAAUAGGUCUCGGGAGGCUGACAUUGAACGUGCCAGCCCAUAAUACUCUGCGGGCCGUGCCGGUUGGGGUAUAAGGAAGGACUCAACCUCGGGCCCCAGAACCACUGCCGCGUACACCACAAACACAGGAACUCCUCGGCGGCAAUGCGCCCGGUUCCCUUGGAACCGGUGAUCACGAUACCCAUUCACGUACAUUUUUUGCUUUUGAUGUGCCGCGGAUUGCAUAUCCGGCAUAUGAAGAACGCUUCAUCUCAAGCGAUCAUCUAGACUUCCGCUAGUUGUCUCUCUUUUGGCCGCAUCAGGCUUGGUUGUUGGCAUCAUCACCAUACACAUCACCAUACAGCGGCGGGCACAUCUCGGGGCGGAUUCACGUAUCUGUAAUAUAAUAAUAGUCGGUGGAAAUCCAGUGCCAGGGCGUUGAAUGUUGUGGGGAGUUGGUCACCAUUCGCUUUCUCUCACACUCACCACUGUGCUGUACUGACAUUGCAGUAUGGAAUACUCCGUACAGGAUAAUUAACGUUACGCAGCGUUAGUUACCUUUCUUACGUUCCGUGCCGC
Molecule: messenger RNA, 3304 nt
Organism: Thermothielavioides terrestris NRRL 8126
Lineage: Eukaryota; Fungi; Ascomycota; Sordariomycetes; Sordariales; Chaetomiaceae
Exons: 2
Coding region: 346-2691 (781 amino acids)
Source: RefSeq, a predicted model, not a curated record